AUGGCAAUGACAGAACAACUCGAGAAAGUAUGCCUUCAACUUGAUGAUCUGGCAUUACAAUAUCUUUCCAAACUGGAGGAGUAUGGUCGAGAGUGGGAGACCUGCAGCAGUGACUUCCAACAGGGAUACUUGGAUCUUGCUCAAGCCAAAUACACAAUGGGAUUCACAACCAUCUCACAGUCUUCUUAUGACGAACGAAUGAAGGCCUUACUACGAAUGCAUAUUGAAAACAACACCUUUAGUAUAUCGAAACCUCCAGAACACCCGGUAGAAUCCGAGACUAAUUUGAGACGCAGAACAGCACCAACCACAAGUACCAGUACCAGUGCAAGUACAAGUACUAGCUCGAGCGCCAGUUCCAGUUCCAGCUCCAAUAUCAAUAUCAAUAAUACCAAUACUAACAAUUCUUUCUCGACAAAAAAGAAGGACUCUGAAUGGAUCGAAAUCGAGAGAGAACUUGAAUUACCAGAAGAAUAUGAAAUGAAUGAAAAGAAACCAGAAAAGCCAAAGAAGCCAAACAACGAUCCUUUGCGAUGGUUUGGAUAUCUUGUAUCGCCUUCUCUUAGAACUAGUCAGAAGCAUUUUAAAACAGCUACAAUGCGAAUAAUUGAACAAGCUAAUCGGAUGAAGGAACUUAAAUGCUUGGAAGAAGAAUAUAACGCAUUGCAAAAGAAGAAGAUAUUGCUUUUGGAUCAAUCAAUACCUUGA
Molecule: messenger RNA, 708 nt
Organism: Phycomyces blakesleeanus NRRL 1555(-)
Lineage: Eukaryota; Fungi; Mucoromycota; Mucoromycetes; Mucorales; Phycomycetaceae
Exons: 4
Coding region: 1-708 (235 amino acids)
Biological process (GO): vacuolar proton-transporting V-type ATPase complex assembly
Cellular component (GO): extrinsic component of endoplasmic reticulum membrane
Source: RefSeq, a predicted model, not a curated record